This is a messenger RNA of Drosophila miranda, 2473 nucleotides long. RefSeq lists its product as uncharacterized. The transcript is spliced from 2 exons. The record is from RefSeq and is a predicted model, not a curated record. Lineage: Eukaryota; Metazoa; Arthropoda; Insecta; Diptera; Drosophilidae. The coding region runs from base 365 to 1045 and encodes 226 amino acids.
GAGAGAGAGAGAAUACAGAGAAAUACAAUUAAAUACAAAAACAUAAACUUAUCAAUGUAAAAUCGUAUGUACUAUAUGCCGAAAAUGGAAAAGCAAACUAAAACUGAAAACAACAAAAAAAAAACACUGACAAAGAAAAGAAGAAAACAAAAAAAAAUACACAAAAAAUACAAGAUUAUAAGAAAUAAAUACAUUUACAUAGAUGUUGCAAAAAUCAAGCAAAGAGAGCGAUAUAUGGAUUUUGAGGCCUGUCCCGGCACCUGGCCACCAUCCCAAUCCCAGUCCCAAUCCCAGUCUCAAUCCCACUGGCACUGCCACUGCCUUUCCCAAAUCCGCCCCUCUGUGAAUUUGUGUUUCCUGUCAAAUGGCAGCUGCCAUUCCAAUGCUGCUGGACGCCAUCUUUCUGAUACCCAGACUCUUCACCUAUGGUCUCAUUCUGCUGCUAAUCUGCAUAAUGUGCUUCAUUGUGGUCUACAUCAGCCACAAGAUCUACAUCUCCGUUUACGACAAUCUGCCGCUGUCUGGCCACCAACCCAUGCCCAUGCCCAUGCCCAUGGGCGUCAUUCGCGAUUACAUCGACUCACCGGUGCGCCAUCUGCAGAGUGUCCAGAGAGCCACCAGCAGAUCGUCAGCCCAGCAGACGGCCAGCAUGUAUGACCGCUCCAUUUCGCUGCAGAACCGCUCGCAAUUCAUCCAGUCGACGACGGUGCGGAUCACGCUCAGCCUGGACCCCUGCUAUCUGGUGGGCAUUAAGUUUGACAUGAGUCCCAGCCGGCGUUCCAUCAGCUUCAUGUGCAGCUGCGAUCGCGAGGCACCAGUCUGUGUCUGUGCCGCCGUCACGGAGCGCCCAUCUGAAUCCGUCCGCAUAAUCCGCUACUAUGACCAGCUCUCCAAGAUCUCGCGGCUAAAAUUCAUGCUCAAGUGCAGCCACAGUCCAACCAUGCCCACCAUGCCCACCAUGCUGCGGGAAGAGCAGCGCUCGGAUCGCCCUGGACAACAUCAUGUGGCGACGGAGAAGUACCCCAAUUCCGGAGACGAACAGUAGGACCGGCUGCCAUCCGGCACAGCAUAAGGCACAGCAGCGCAGGCCGAUGGAAUGACUGUGGAAUGUGGGGCAUGAAGAGGGGGGCAUCUCGGAUGCAUCUAUAAUUAGGUUUUUCAUUUUUGAUUUUGUGUAGAACUCGUUUCGAGCGCCUGCUCGCUCUCACAUCGUGCAUGCGAUUAAAGUGGAGUCGUCGUCGAAUACUCUAUUCAUAGUCUAGUCCGCGGAGACAGGCCUCUCUGUGGUUUCAGGGUCGUCCGGCCAGUGGGUCGUCGCUGGGCGCACUGGGCUCACUGGGCUCACGCCAGCCUAUUAGAAUCGCGUGACUGGCAAAGGCAUGGUAUGGGGUCCGUUUUUGUUUUGUUUCAAGUGCGGUGCACAAGGGGGAAUGUACUCGCACCUGUGGCACCUGUCUCUGUCAAUGUCCCCAAGUCUGGCUAUGCGCUUAUCAUUGUGAUUGCGUGGAAACGUUAUCAAUAGAUAAAGAUGUUCUAGAGCCAAGCCAGUUCUAGAGCUAUCCUCCACCUCCCCACGCACCUUAUCGCUGGUAAUGGCCAAGUCGCAGUGGCCGAGCAGAACAUCGCUUCACCACCACCAUCAUCAUCAUCAUCGUCGUGAUCACAAUCAUCCAGGGUCCCCAAGCAAUUUGCUAGACGCCAUUUCAUUCUUUAUUGAGGCAACCAAUUAAGAAGGCGGCGCUGCUGAUUUGAUUGCAAUGCUCGAGUGAGAGUACGACUGGAAUUCUAUGAAUUAUACUUUCAUAAGUCUCUCGCUUGGCUCCAGGCACGUAGUCAGAUGAAAAGCAUUGAGCCCUGGUCAAAGGGAAAGCUCCAGAACCUGUCUAAUCGCGGUCCAAGUCUCAGAUUGUACUCACAGUAUUCGGAUUCGGAUUGCACAAGCCGCUUAUCAAGACACAAAAAAAAAACUACUCCCAGACAGACGGCGGAGCACAACAGUCUCUACAGCACCAGCACCAGCACCAGCACCAACACGACGACAAACAAUCUGGCAACGAAUCGUAUACGUAAUGCCAAACAAAGUUCCAUUCAUUUAACUCGAUUCGCUCGAUUCAGUUCUCAGGCAGGUGUCAAGCGACGCACACACGACCCACCGACGCGCGGCAUUUUAUUUUCCAACAGGAACACACACGUACCCCAUAAUACACCAUACAAUAUACGAUACUUAAUUAGCAUACGCGUUUCAGUUCUGUUUCUGUUUCUGUUUCGGUUCGGUUUGACGUUCUCUGUGUGUCGUCCGGUUGGUCGCUUGGUCGUUUGGUCGCUUUGUCGUUUUGGACUGUCUCCCGCAUUUGCCUUUGCUUCCACUGUCACUGUCAAUAUAUAUACUUGCACAUUAUUUUUUGUUUCGGUGAGCCGUACAGUACAAAGUAUCAGAAAAAUUUGAAGCGUUUUCAAGUAAAGAGCAACGACG